Molecule: messenger RNA, 1037 nt
Organism: Mytilinidion resinicola
Lineage: Eukaryota; Fungi; Ascomycota; Dothideomycetes; Mytilinidiales; Mytilinidiaceae
Exons: 2
Coding region: 1-873 (290 amino acids)
Biological process (GO): regulation of DNA-templated transcription
Cellular component (GO): nucleus
Molecular function (GO): DNA-binding transcription factor activity, RNA polymerase II-specific; RNA polymerase II cis-regulatory region sequence-specific DNA binding
Source: RefSeq, a predicted model, not a curated record
AUGAGUGUCAAAUUUCUGAUCGACCGCGACCUCAGUCAACCACCUCCCGCGUCACCCCAUCGCUCACCUCCGCUUCCCCCUAUUAGGCGCGCUACGUCACAGACUCCGUUGCCCGAGGAAAGUCCAGUCAAGAAACCCCCAAAAUGGAGUCAAGAGGAGGACAAUCUAAUCAUCGAGCUCCGAGGCACAGACAUGAAAUGGGAGGACAUCGCAAAGCAUUUUCCAGGACGAUCAGCCAUCGCAUGCCGACUACGAUACCAAAACUACCUCGAAAAGUGCGUAGUCUGGGACGAAGAGAAGAAAAACAAGUUGGCGAGACUCUAUGCUCAAUUCAAAGACGAGAUGUGGCAAAAAGUGGCCUCGGAGAUGCAGAUUCCUCGGAGAUCCGCCGAGAGCACGCACUGGCAUCUGGGUGAGCAAGAAAUGAGCGCCCGCGCCAACGCUCCCGUCUUCCUGCUCCAUCCUUCUCCUCCUACUGGCCAUCCCGCAACACCGUACUUCACGCCCACAAAGAUUCCGCAGACGCCAACCCCUGGUCCGGGCCAACACCACCAUCCGCAUCCAUCACACCCCCAGUCGCAUCCGCAACCACCUCAUCUCCAGCACCAACGCUCCGACAGCUGUCCAGCGCCCCGCUCGCGCCGCAAUAGCUCCUUGAGCCGUCGCAGCUCCGACGGCUCGAGGUCGGGGUCCAGCCUGCCGCCACAAUCAAGCCCACAGCUACCAGCGCUGCAACCGGUAUCCGAGAGUGACCAGGCGAAGAGCAUGGAGUUUGUGGAGUCGUACCUUAGGAAGAGGAGGAGGAUUGAGAUAAUAGUGGGACGUGGAUGUCACGAAAGAGGAGGAGGUGGACGCGAGGAAGGAGUGAUGUGAGGGUUGGCUGGCUGGGUUCGGGAGUGGUUUGACUUGUGGUCUCGGGUGGAUGUCAUGACCUAGGACUUUCGAUCCAGGCUGGUGUCUAACCUUCGAAUUUAUGCCAUGUUGGCGGCGAACCCUCCGCUGAGACGGGCUAUAUAUACACACGCAAAAAAAUACAG